Molecule: messenger RNA, 419 nt
Organism: Amoebophrya sp. A120
Lineage: Eukaryota; Dinophyceae; Syndiniales; Amoebophryaceae
Source: the annotation of a GenBank genome assembly
AUGUCGCGCUCGCCAAGUUCCUCGCACCUCCCCAUUCCCUCGCGUCGAGCCACGGUGGACAGCUUGCAACCGGAGGGGGAUCAUAUUUUAGCUGCAAAUUUAGACGCCCUGUCCAGCGCCGGGGUGUCGGCCUGGGGGAGGCAACAAUCUGGUGUGUCUAACACAGGGCUGCGCGACCUCAGUUUGGACAGGAGCUUUCCCAGCUGCGCAGUCCCCUUCAUGCACCAGCCGGGAGUGAAGACACCCUCGCCACUGCUGCAGCCGCAGCAAGAAACUGGUACUACGGGACGACAGGACGAAGGCAACAGCCUCCUGCUAAACGCGCCUAUAAUUAUGCAGCCCCCACCCGCGAAGAGGCAGCGGACGGACCGGCGGAGCAUGCAGCAGGUGGAGGAAGAGGUCGAGAGCGGACCGCUGGG